Messenger RNA from Branchiostoma belcheri (Belcher's lancelet), 2115 nucleotides. Its product is annotated as mucin-5AC-like. The record is from RefSeq and is a predicted model, not a curated record. Bases 13 to 2115 code for a protein of 700 amino acids. Gene Ontology annotation, biological process: positive regulation of transcription of Notch receptor target. The transcript is spliced from 6 exons. Gene Ontology annotation, molecular function: transcription coactivator activity. NCBI's taxonomy places the organism in Eukaryota, Metazoa, Chordata, Leptocardii, Amphioxiformes, Branchiostomatidae.
CCAUGUGAUAAAAUGGGAGUGUUAGAUAGGACCGCGUCAGCGUUCCUAACAGUAGUACACGCCCUGUCAGUGCUCAGGCCUGGCGGGAAGAGUCGGGAUGGCGAGCACAAACUGAACGUGACUGUUCACGAGGGGAAGGUCGGGCGCCAGAGCCAGAGCAAGUAUCUAGUGACACUUCGUGUCGGGAAAGAAAAGAAGGAAACAAAGAAGAGGAGAUCAGACGGUCUCCUUUGGGAUUACGGGGCCGAAUUUUUACACUGGACGCCGGCAGACCCACUGAUCCUUAAACUCCGCAAGGCAAAGCGGUGCAAAGACAAUACGGUCGCCGUGCUUUCUCUAGAUGUUGCAGCUGCAAUAGAGUCGGUGGACGGCUUGCCAAACCGGUGGUGGUAUGCCUUGGAUAGGAUCGACAAAAGCGGGCGUCAGAAGGAAGAGGCAUUCCUGCAAGUCACGGUGACUGUCGAUGGUCUGGAGGGGAAACAUGGUUCUACUCAGGACCAAGACCGUGCCAAGCCAGUCCAGAAGACUGUGCAGCCAGCAGCGCCAGAGAACCCAGAGACCACCUCUCCACCAUCCGCGGGCAGAGAUGCCGUAGCCGCUCCCUCAUCAACAACAAGCUCCGCGCCCAGUCAGUCUGCCAAGCCGUCUGCCAAAGGAAAGGUCAAGCUAAGGCGAGAGUGCCGUCAAUCAAGUUCCCAAAAUGGGGAGGCAACAAGCUCGAAGUCCAGUCAUUCAGCCUCAACUGUAGGCACGCCAGGAAGGUCCUCUACUAAAGGAGAGGUCAGGCCACGCCGUUCCUCAGGCUCCCAGGAAGGAGAGGCGGGAACGUCAGAGAGCAGCUGCCGCACGGACACAUCACCACCGUCCGCAGCCGGCGAUGUCGCAGACGACAAGCCGGAGUCUUCCCCCACAACAGUCUUGACACCCAGCCCACCUGCCCCAUCCUACACACCGGACCAGGCAGCUACGAGUGGCAGUGGGGAGGGCGAUGUCAAGCCGGGCCCAGAGGGUCACUCAUCUCGAGACAAGGACGUGGAAGUCUCCCCUGUAUCCAUUGAUGUGGACAGUUCCACUGGAUACAUGGACUCCGGACGCGGUGAAGACACAGCCAAGUCCGGGUUUCCCGAGAAGACUGUACCGUUAGAGAAGCCAGAGACUUCAGCGGAGCUGAAAGAGAUAAUUGAAGAGCUCGAGGUUCCACAAGUGGCCACUACUGUGGACAAGGACUCUGGACAGGGUCAAGGCCCGACAUCCAGCCCACCUGCCUCACCCAACACACCGGACCAGGCAGCUACGAGUGGCAGUGGAGAGGGUGAUGUCAUGGCGGGCCCAGAGGGUCACUCAUCUCGUGACAAGGACGUGGAAGUCUCCCCUGUAUCCAUUGAUGUGGACAGUUCCACGGGAUACAUUGACUUCGGACGAGGUCAAUACCCAACCGAGCCCGGGUCCUCCGACAAGACGGUACCAUUAGAGGAGCCAGAAACUCCGAAUUCAGCGAAGCUGACAGAAAUGAUUGAAGGCGCGGAGCUCGAGUUUCCACAAGUGGACACUACAGUGGACAAUGACUCUGGACAGGGCCAAGCCCCAGCCGAGACCGAACCCCCAAAAGACACGGAGUCACCAGACAACGGUACCAGCGACGCGGAGUCAGACAGACCUGACACGGCAUCAUCUCCACAGGGAGGAGAGGUGGCUCUUCCACUUACCGAUCCACCACCCCGCCACAAGGAUGCAGAUGAACCGACGUACGAAUCAUUAGUCUGGUCAAUCGAGGACAAGUGGGAGGACAUAAUGUCGAAGAAACAGUAUGCGGAUGAACUUUAUACAUAUGCCAACACCCUCCGCUCGAAGCUCGAGGCGACCGUCCCACACGUUCUAAAUUACACCGUCAUUAAAAAUCUGGCGGCAAAGGUGCCCAAGUGCCCGGAUUACGAGUUACCAGACACACAGGGGAUGAGUUUAGAGGAUCUUCAACACAUCAGAGACACUCUGACUAAGUUAUCGUUGAAAGAAGAGGAGCGCGCUACGUACCUCAGACGAUGGUACAUAGAAGACCUGUGUGCAGUGGCCAUGCGUGAAGCGCCUCAAGUCUUGGAAACACUAAAGUACAUGUAA